AUGGCAUCUAUCCUUCCUCGUGCCGGCUUCCGAGCAUUCACUGCCCUUCCCCGGGCUGUUGCCCUCCCCAGGGUCUCCCUCGCCUCCAAGCUUCCCCGCGCACAGCCUCUGGCGCAGCCCAUCGCUCGCCGUUUCGUCUCCAACAUCCCCCAAGAGCAGCCCCGACUGCGUCUCGGAUCCACUGCUCCGAACUUCAAGGCCCAAACCACCCGUGGAGAGAUCGAUUUCCACGAGUUCAUCGGCGACAGCUGGGCUAUCCUCUUCUCCCACCCCGCCGACUUCACCCCCGUCUGCACAACUGAGCUUGGCGCCUUUGCCAGAUUGAAGGGUGAAUUUGACCAGCGCGGUGUCAAGAUGAUCGGACUGAGUGCCGACAAACUUGACUCCCACGGUGAGUGGGUGAAAGAUAUCAACGAGGUCGGCAACACCAACGUUCAAUUCCCCAUCAUCGCCGAUCCCGACCGUAAAGUCGCUUUCCUCUAUGACAUGAUCGACCAGCGGGACCUUGACAACAUCGCCGAGAAGGGCAUUCCUUUCACCAUCCGUGCCGUUUUCAUCAUCGACCCCGCCAAGAAGAUCCGUCUGACUAUGCUCUACCCGGCCUCGACUGGCAGAAACUCCGCCGAGGUGUUGCGGGUUAUUGACGCUCUGCAGACCGCGGAUAAGAAGGGCAUCGCGACCCCUAUCGACUGGACGGUCGGGGAGGACGUGAUCGUGCCCCCCUCCGUGUCGACUGAGGAUGCGAAGAAGAAGUUCGGCGAGGUCCGCGAGCUGAAGCCCUACCUGCGUUACACCAAGGCCUAG
Messenger RNA from Aspergillus oryzae RIB40, 804 nucleotides. RefSeq names its product peroxiredoxin. The transcript has 3 exons. Lineage: Eukaryota; Fungi; Ascomycota; Eurotiomycetes; Eurotiales; Aspergillaceae. The coding region runs from base 1 to 804 and encodes 267 amino acids. Gene Ontology annotation, biological process: cellular response to oxidative stress; cellular oxidant detoxification; cell redox homeostasis. The record is from RefSeq and is a predicted model, not a curated record. Gene Ontology annotation, cellular component: mitochondrion; cytosol. Gene Ontology annotation, molecular function: thioredoxin peroxidase activity.